Molecule: messenger RNA, 1026 nt
Organism: Lepisosteus oculatus (spotted gar)
Lineage: Eukaryota; Metazoa; Chordata; Actinopteri; Semionotiformes; Lepisosteidae
Gene: riiad1
Product: regulatory subunit of type II PKA R-subunit domain containing 1
Source: RefSeq, a predicted model, not a curated record
CCCGUAGCAACGGGACCUGUUGUCGUCGGUGCGUGCUCGAGAAGAAACAUGGCGGAACAGAGCGGAAUGGAGCGACUCGAUAUCGGCGCCCUGAGCCCGGAACAGCAGGAGAAGCUUCGGCAGUUUAAGAUCAAAACGAGAAUCGAAAACGAGAAGUAUUUACGAUCACAUCCAGAGGUGGAUCUCUUGUUGAGCGAUUUCUUAAGAGAAGUGUUCUUAAAGAGACCUGAGGACAUCCGAGAGUUUGCAGCAGAUCAUUUCACAGACUCUGGCCUGCCUGAAAGAAUCCAGCUGAGGCUGGAGAGUUGCUCGGAGUAGCAGGAGCAGGAAUCGGGAAUUUGUUUUCUAUUAAAUAGCGUUUAGACAGUCACACACAGCUUGUUAGUGGUUGUUUCUCAGUUGCAGUCCUUGGAUUGGCCAUGUGGCCGGUGAUCGGUGGUGACUUUAAGGAACUCUCGAGAGUGAUGAAAACAGCCAAGUUCUUCUUCACCUAUGCUUCUCUAGUCGCCCUCCGUGAUGUCACUUCCUGAAAGCGUGACUCCUCUGUCAUGUGACUUCCUGCAAAACUACAACUACAACUACCACAGUCCCUGCCUUUCUGCAGCCCUCCUCCACCUGUGCCACUUCCCCCCUGUUAACUCCCCUCUCUCCAAGGGCCUCCUGAUUUCCUCAUCCUCUGUCAAGUCUUGGCCAAGCGGGUUGAGACAGUGUGCCUUACUUCUUAUGCCUGUAAACACUCCUAAACGCGUUUUUAUUGGGUGUUGUCGUUCUUCCCAAAGUGUAUUCAGUGCUAGUUCCUGACUUUCCUGGGACAAAACAGUCGUUAGCUUUGGGAUAGAUUUAUUGGGUCUGAUUUAUUCAGGUUUUAUAGUUAAAUUUUAAUAACAUGGCCGAUGUGCUUUGAUAAGGACUGGUCUCCUUUCCAGGCCUUCAAUACUGCUACAGGCUCUGGUUUGCCGAGAUCCUCCUCUCCAGUAGUGGAUGGGUGGUGUUAAUGACAAAAGAAAUAAAGGUUUCCAAAAACUA